ACGUCUCGCGGCUGUGAGGCACAGGAGGCUGGGUUGUGCGUAAGAAUCUCCUCGCCGUCUGUCCUCAAUUGUGACGCCAGUCUCAUCUUCGCUGUUGAGUACCAGCGAUGUUGUGGGUGAGGAUGAUCCCUUGCAUCGACAUUUCCAGGCUCAGCAGUCACACACGGAGUAUCCGCGCAUACUGCCUCAGUUCAGGUUUAGUCGGGCACGACAACUCUAGAUUUUUGCCACAGUUCGGACCGCUCUUUCAUGUCUUGAGACACCGGCGCCGCGCAAUAUGGUUUACCUUGCAUGCCGUGGGAAGCAGACGGAUCCGAGCGUGCAUGUUGCCGCUAAGUCUUAGGCUAAAACGCCCUGCCAUUGGCUUUGUGUUGGCUUGUCGUCGAAAGCUAUCAGCUACUAUGCUUCCUUCUUCAAGAACGUGGCAAGCGUUUGCCCCAUCGAACUAAAAUACCUAUCCACACAUCCAACAAAGAUCAAUAAAGAAACGUUUCUGACUUGAGACCGUUGCUCACCACACUACUGCACAUAACGGCGUUCGAGUGACUGCGUAUUUCUUAGGUACUCAGUACACUUGACAGCUCCGAGUGUCUUGAUUG
Colletotrichum acutatum is the source of this 599-nucleotide messenger RNA. RefSeq lists its product as uncharacterized. The record is from RefSeq and is a predicted model, not a curated record. NCBI's taxonomy places the organism in Eukaryota, Fungi, Ascomycota, Sordariomycetes, Glomerellales, Glomerellaceae. The transcript has a single exon. The coding region runs from base 108 to 449 and encodes 113 amino acids.